Molecule: messenger RNA, 2350 nt
Organism: Monascus purpureus
Lineage: Eukaryota; Fungi; Ascomycota; Eurotiomycetes; Eurotiales; Aspergillaceae
Source: the annotation of a GenBank genome assembly
CUCAUUCACUCCGCCUUUUUCCUCUUCCAACUCUCAACAAUCCCCCACAAAACAGCCUUUCCCCCCUUUCUAUCCCUACACGUCCUACAGGAGGCUCUGACAUCUUCUACCUUAUUGUCUAUUUCUUCAUAUUGCACCAUCUCGCUCCCAGUCCGAGUCUGUAAAGUCUACUUGGCCUUUGCGAUAACCACUUCCAUCAUGACUACUAGUUCAGAGAAACAGAAGAAGACAGCUGCUUCUGAGCAGACUGCAUCUGAGCUGCCGAAUGGUACUGCAGAGGGAUUUGAGAACACUUACCUCAAGGAUCUCCAGAAGAGCCUUCGCAAUGCCACGAAGAAACUGAACGCUACCUCCAAAGUCGAUGCCAUUGUGGCAGAGAACCCUGGAAAAUUGCUAGAUGACCUAGUCGCGGAAAAGAAACUCAACGCCGAUCAAAAGGCCCAGAUCCUGAAGAAGCCAACCCUGCAAGCCAACAUCGCUCAGCUUGAAGAGCAGAUCGGCCACUAUAAGAAGUUUGCUACUUACUACGAGGAGCGGCUUGCCAGUCAGAAGGCUGAUCUUGAGAAGGCACACAAGGCGGAGUUGGAGGCUAUCCGGGAAACCGUCGUCGCCGAGACCACUAGAGCAAAUGAGAAGCUGUUCAAAGACCAAUUGCUUGCUCUUAGCAAGUUCCUUUCCGCCGCUGCGACCAUGAGACGCUCGGGUGAUGAGACUUCUAUCCAGAGUCGUGCAUUUGAGGGUGUUCUCUACCAGGUCUAUGGUGGCACCCCUGAAGCCGUUACUCUCAUACAGAAACUGGUUGACGGCGUGGAAGAGAAGAUUGCUAGUGUUGAGGGGGAGAUCCUUGAUUUCACUUGUGAGUCAGAUACACUUGGUUCUCUUCUAUUUUGUUAUUAUACACUUCUUUGGCCUUCAGAUCGCUGACCCUUUCUUUUUUUUUUUAAAAAAAAAAAAAGACGGUAAGGUGAAGCAGGUCUCGGAAGAAUAUGCUCCUGCCACCGAGGCAAUAUGCACUGGAGAGGCUGCGACAACUACAGAGAUCGCUCCAACAUCUGAUCCUACUCUGGUUAAUGCUGGUCUCACUGAGCUCCAGGAUACCACUAUGGGAGGUAACGGUAUCAACGCUGCGGCCCCGUCUCAGCAGACGGAGAUUGCUCCUCCUGCGCAAACCCUUGUGUCGGAUGCUGCGAACCCAGUCGCGCAAGCUAAUUGGGAUCCUAAUUCUACUGGCUCUGUCGAUGCUACGACGACUGAGAAUGGGACGGAGGUGCCACGCGCGCCCGCUGAAACCGAUACUGGACUUCAGGCGACCCCAGUCGCGGUCGAUAUCGGUUUGAAGAACAACCCUACUGCAGCUCAGAGCUCUGGCGCAUGGGCCGAAGAUGUGUCGGCGGCCCCUGCUUCUUCUGCCUCCAAGGAACACAGCAGCGAUGGGUUCGAACCGGUGGUGCAUCAUCAGAGACAACACAGUGGACGUGGCCGUGGUCGUGGACGCGGUCGUGGCGAUGGAUUCCGUGGUCGUGGUCGCGGCGAUUUCAGAGGCCGUGGACGAGGCCGCGGAGAAUUCCGUGGUAACCGCGGGCGAGGUGCAUUUGGAGGCCAGCAAGGCCAUCAAGGUCACGGAGCCAACGGCGCUGUGGCCCCUGCCACGGAACCCCGGUAGUAAUCUUCGGCAUGUCAGACACAGUGGCAGUUAUUUCAUCGGAUACCAGUGUCCUAGUUGCUCUCGCGAAUGAAUAUCUCUCUGCAUUAAGUCCAAGUUUUCGCAAGAGCCUUUCUUCGCUCGCAUGCCUCGCCUCUUGCGAUGGCAAUUCCUUUAUUCCGCCCCCCUCUGGCCUCUCUUUUCUCUUCUCUCGACCUUGCCCGGAUGUUUGACCUCGUUGAUUACUUGAGUUAUGGUUCACGAAUACAAUGAUUCCAGAAUCAUGAGUUUAGGGUACUCUGUGAUGGACCUUUACUUUCAUCAUUGCCUCGCGCUUCAAUCCUCUUUUUUUUUUCCUUUUUCAAAUCAUUUAAAAAGUUGUUGAUUGUAUUUGUCCUGAGUUAUUGAGCGUGCAUAUGGUUGCUCUUCAUUUGAUGCUUCUUCCAUUUUCUUUUCUUUACAGACCCACCAUCACAUGAUUCUAAUUUUCUUUCACCAUUGUACACUUCUCAUGUAUUCUACCUUGUAUUUGGCUGGUGGGUUUGGUCUGCGGCAUCUUUCAUGAGGGACAGUCUGAGAGGCAGGGACUGGAGGAGUUUUAGGGCCAGUAAAGGGAAAGGAACAAUGGAUGCAGUACAGGAUGGAGCAAUGAAGCGUAUCUGUGGUUAAUUCAAUAUCCGCAUACUGUCACACACACAUGCAUGCAUG